AUGUCCGGAGUGCGGGUUGGAAGUCCUCAACGGGCCGAUUCGAUCUCGUCCCGAGCAGGAGGAGAAGCAGGUAGUGCUGGCGGAGAACUGUGUGUGGUCUGUGGUGACAAGGCCAGUGGACGACACUACGGCGCCGUUUCCUGCGAAGGCUGUAAAGGCUUCUUCAAACGAUCCAUCAGAAAGCAGAUCGGCUACAUGUGUCGUGGAGCCAAGGACUGUCCGGUGACGAAGUUCCAUCGAAAUCGAUGCCAAUAUUGCCGUCUGAAGAAGUGCCUGUCGAUGGGAAUGCGCAGUGAGUCUGUUCAAGCCGAGCGACGUCCCGUGCAACAGAUCUGCGCCGACAGCCCACCAACCAUGGUGCAGAGUCACAACGCCUCGGCAAACACCACGGAGUCGGUCGGAGAGGACGAGUGCGGCAUCGAUGUGAUGACUGUGAUCGGUAUGGGACCGUCUGAAUCGCCAUCAUCCUCCGGAACAGCCUCAUCGGUCAGCGAAGACGGACCCAUCUUCAACAUUGAGCGGUGUCGAUUCGAGUUGCCGGUGCCACAUCCACCCCCAGCCGAAUUGAAUAUUCAAUUCAUUUGUGAGACGGCCAGCAGACUGCUGUUUUUAUCAGUACAUUGGAUGAAAGAAGCUCGAACAGGUUUAAAACCAUUCACACUGGAAUCGGUGAUGAAGACGAAAUGGUGCGAUCUGUUCGUGCUCGGGUUGAUGCAGUGUGCCGAAGAGGUUGGGCUGUCACGAAUGCUCGAAGCUAUGAACAGUCAUCUGGCGGCUUGCAGUCGAGUCGGGUAA
Molecule: messenger RNA, 795 nt
Organism: Ostertagia ostertagi
Lineage: Eukaryota; Metazoa; Nematoda; Chromadorea; Rhabditida; Trichostrongylidae
Source: the annotation of a GenBank genome assembly